AUGGCGGACCUCGAGGCCGUGCUGGCCGAUGUCAGCUACCUGAUGGCGAUGGAGAAGAGCAAGGCGACCCCGGCCGCCCGCGCCAGCAAGAAGAUCGUGCUGCCGGAGCCCAGUAUCCGGAGUGUGAUGCAGAAGUAUCUUCAGGAGAGAAAUGAAAUCACCUUUGACAAGAUUUUUAACCAGAAAAUUGGUUUCUUGCUAUUUAAAGAUUUUUGUUUGAAUGAAAUUAAUGAAGCUGUACCUCAGGUGAAGUUUUAUGAAGAGAUAAAAGAAUAUGAGAAGCUUGAGAAUGAGGAAGACCGCCUUUGCAGAAGCCGGCAAAUUUAUGACACUUACAUCAUGAAGGAGCUGCUGUCUUGCUCACAUCCAUUCUCAAAGCAAGCCGUAGAGCAUGUGCAAAGUCACCUAUCCAAGAAACAAGUGACAUCAACUCUUUUCCAGCCCUACAUAGAAGAAAUUUGUGAAAGUCUUCGAGGCAACAUUUUCCAAAAAUUUAUGGAAAGUGACAAAUUCACUCGAUUCUGUCAGUGGAAAAACGUAGAAUUAAAUAUCCAUUUGACCAUGAAUGAUUUCAGCGUACACAGGAUCAUUGGACGAGGAGGAUUUGGUGAAGUGUAUGGUUGCAGGAAAGCAGACACUGGAAAAAUGUACGCAAUGAAAUGCUUGGAUAAGAAGAGGAUCAAGAUGAAACAAGGAGAAACAUUAGCCUUAAAUGAGAGGAUUAUGUUGUCUCUUGUGAGUACAGGGGACUGUCCUUUCAUUGUCUGUAUGACCUAUGCCUUCCAUACUCCAGAUAAACUCUGCUUCAUCUUGGAUCUGAUGAACGGGGGCGAUUUGCACUAUCACCUUUCACAACACGGGGUGUUUUCUGAGAAGGAAAUGCGGUUUUACGCCACUGAAAUCAUCCUGGGGCUGGAACACAUGCACAAUCGGUUUGUGGUUUACAGAGAUCUGAAGCCCGCAAAUAUCCUCCUGGAUGAGCACGGACACGUCAGGAUAUCCGAUCUCGGUCUCGCCUGUGACUUUUCCAAAAAGAAGCCCCACGCAAGCGUUGGCACCCAUGGGUACAUGGCCCCCGAGGUGCUGCAAAAGGGGACAGCGUAUGACAGCAGUGCCGACUGGUUCUCCCUGGGUUGCAUGCUUUUCAAGCUUCUGCGAGGGCACAGCCCUUUCAGACAGCACAAAACCAAAGACAAGCAUGAGAUAGACCGAAUGACCCUCACCGUGAACGUGGAACUCCCAGAGGCCUUCUCGCCGGAACUGCGGUCCCUCCUAGAAGGCCUGCUCCAGAGAGACGCCAGUAAGCGGCUCGGCUGCCACGGAGGCGGGGCACAAGAAGUAAAGGAACACAUCUUUUUCAAAGGCAUCGACUGGCAGCAAGUCUACUUACAGAAGUACCCUCCACCCUUGAUUCCUCCCCGGGGAGAAGUCAAUGCUGCUGAUGCCUUUGACAUUGGCUCAUUUGAUGAAGAGGAUACCAAGGGCAUCAAGCUUCUUGAUUGCGACCAAGAUCUCUACAAGAACUUCCCCUUGCUGAUCUCGGAGCGCUGGCAGCAGGAAGUGGCAGAAACAGUUUAUGACGCAGUGAAUGCGGACACGGAUAAAAUUGAGGCCAGAAAGAGAGCUAAAAAUAAGCAACUUGGACACGAAGAAGAUUAUGCUCUGGGAAAGGACUGUAUCAUGCACGGGUACAUGCUGAAGCUGGGGAACCCGUUCCUGACUCAAUGGCAGCGUCGGUAUUUUUACCUCUUUCCGAACAGACUUGAAUGGAGAGGAGAGGGAGAGUCCCGGCAAAAUUUACUGACAAUGGAACAGAUUCUGUCUGUGGAAGAAACUCAGAUUAAAGACAAAAAGUGCAUUUUGUUGAGGAUAAAAGGAGGGAAGCAAUUUGUCUUGCAGUGUGAGAGCGACCCCGAGUUUGUGCAGUGGAAGAAGGAGCUGACCGAGACAUUUACGGAGGCUCAGCGACUCCUGCGCCGCGCCCCCAAGUUCCUCAACAAGUCCCGGUCCAGCGUGGUUGAGCUCUCGAAGCCUCCCCUCUGUCACAGGAACAGCAACGGCCUCUGACGCCCGGGACAGGAGGGUCCUGGGGAGACGGGGCCUCGAGGAAGCCCGUACCGGGGGUUUUCCGCCCUUGAGAGGGAGUCUUUUGGAGAAGUCCGGGGGUCAGAGGUUCGGUCCUCUUGUCCCUGGGGCCCUUCCACGGCUGGGAGGACCCAGGACGCCGAGGUGCUCCUAAUAGGAGCUGUGACCAUGGUCCGGCCCAGGCCGGCCUCCCUCCCCUUCUGAUGCCUCCUGCACAUGACAUCUGUCCACUCUCAAAACUACUGAAGAAAGAAACAAAAGUUCUUUCCCUUUCUUACACACUUGUUUGGGUAGACGUGAACCUAGAACUUGAAAUGAUUCCUCCUUAUCACUUCAGUUUGUAUGUCUGAUAUCAAACGUAUCUUAGACUUGCCAAGAUGGAGUGCAGCCCUCUGUGGCGGCAGGUGCCGGGUGGCCCGAGCGCUGCCCUGUGUCCUCUGCUGGGCUCACACAUGUCCGCUCCGCACUCCUGGGGGACGGGAGGUCAGCACGCGUUUCCUCUGUGCACUGCAGCACCGACCAACUUCUUGAUGCCCCACGUGGCGAGCUGAAGAUGCUUUCUGAGAAGCUUGCCCUUGGGCCCCCACCGAGUGUGCGGCACCACCCAGGUACCUGCCUGCCUCCGACAGGGAACAGAGGGAGCGUGCCCUCAAGAGGACUUGGGAGUCGCUCAUGACUGACGGCGUUCAACAGUGGACCAUUGGAAGGCUUCGCAGGGAUUCUGAAGGACAGGCAGCAGGGUUUUAACUUUCAGGGCAACAGUGAUUUUCAAAAAUCUUCAAAUAAACAAAUCGCACUUUCACGUGUCUGGGUGCGCACGGACGCUUGGGGGUGAGUCUGUCUUGGGCUCCAACAAUAAGCAGUUAUAGGACAGGGUCAUUCUGGUUCCUUCUGCCUGCCCUCGGGACACAUAUCCGUAACGGAUGUGUGUGUAAAGGAAGGAAAGAAUUGCUCUGUUUCACGUUGUAGUAUAAUUUAAAAUGAAUUUUACUGACAAAAGAAUGCUGAAGAAUGAAUGUGUUGAAAUGA
Neomonachus schauinslandi (Hawaiian monk seal) is the source of this 3114-nucleotide messenger RNA. RefSeq names its product G protein-coupled receptor kinase 3 (gene GRK3). The record is from RefSeq and is a predicted model, not a curated record. Lineage: Eukaryota; Metazoa; Chordata; Mammalia; Carnivora; Phocidae. Gene Ontology annotation, biological process: regulation of signal transduction; protein phosphorylation; G protein-coupled receptor signaling pathway. The coding region runs from base 1 to 2067 and encodes 688 amino acids. Gene Ontology annotation, molecular function: ATP binding; G protein-coupled receptor kinase activity; G protein-coupled receptor binding. The transcript is spliced from 21 exons.